Molecule: messenger RNA, 2565 nt
Organism: Solenopsis invicta (red fire ant)
Lineage: Eukaryota; Metazoa; Arthropoda; Insecta; Hymenoptera; Formicidae
Product: glucose dehydrogenase [FAD, quinone]-like
Exons: 3
Coding region: 652-2565 (637 amino acids)
Molecular function (GO): oxidoreductase activity, acting on CH-OH group of donors; flavin adenine dinucleotide binding
Source: RefSeq, a predicted model, not a curated record
UGUGCGUGUGCGUGUGUGUUUGUGUGUGUGUGUGUACGAGUAAUAUAUUUACUCAAAAAGAAAAAAAUAUAUUUAAGCACAAAAAAUGCCAAAUAGUAAAAUGUUUCUAUCAUAGAACACAUAUUAUUAAAGAUAGCCUAAAAAACAUAUUCUGCAAAAACAUAUUCUGGCAUUAACAAAAACAAUUUUUUAUUUAUCACUUUUACAAAUUGCAAAUUUUUUCGUUAUAAUAAAAUUAAUAAUUAUAGGGAUUCUAAUAAAUAAAAUAAAUUUUUAUUUUGUUUUUAGAUUCUUGCAGAAAGUUUGAAAGAGAAGUGUUUCGACGACUUUUAUAAUUAAAGCGCGCAAUCAACAAUAAUUUUCUGAUUUGUAUAUUAUUAAAUAAUUUUCGUCAUGUAUUUCUAAAUUCUCUUAUGGCUGAACGGCAACCGUACUAUACUCGUAUACCAUUACAGCCACGAGCACAAUAAAAUCGCGAACGAGACGCAUGAUAAAAUAAAACAGAUUUUGUUUUUUUGUUAAAGAUAAUUCCUGUAAGAUACAAAUAAAAAACAUUCGCGAAAAAAUAAACAAGAGGUAUUUGUGAAUUCGGAUAUUUGAAUAAACGUAAAUUUCAAAUAAGAUUAAUCAAUAGUACGACCAAAGCGAAAGAUGAGCGUCGCGACGGUAGUAAGCACUGCAAUAAAAGCAGCCACUGUCCUCCUUGGCAGCGGUAUCGGUAAAAUAACUAUAAUCCCAGUGUUGAUCGUCGCGCUCGCGUACUUCAAUUACGAUCUCAUAGACCCGGAAAAUCAUCCACGCGUGACAAAACAAUUAAAGAAAGAUUAUGACUUUGUUAUUGUCGGCGGUGGUUCAGCUGGCAGCGUGCUAGCCAACAGAUUAACGGAAAAUCCUGAAUGGAGCGUGCUUCUACUAGAGGCCGGAGGGCACGAAACCGAGAUAACUGAUGUCCCAAUACUCUCAUUAUUUUUGCAUAAGAGUAAGCUGGACUAUAAGUAUCGCACGCAGCCGCAGGAUACGGCUUGCCAGGCGAUGGUCGAUCGUCGAUGUUGCUGGACUAGAGGCAAGGUUCUCGGAGGCUCUAGCGUUUUAAACACAAUGCUUUAUAUUCGCGGAAAUCGACGUGAUUUUGACCAAUGGAAGAGUUUUGGUAAUCCUGGCUGGGGAUAUGAAGAUGUAUUGCCGUAUUUUAAAAAGUCUCAAGACCAAAGAAAUCCAUAUUUGGCACGCAAUAUAAGAUAUCACGGUACAGGUGGAUACUUGACCGUACAAGAUAGUCCAUAUAUCACUCCGUUGGGCGUAGCCUUUUUACAAGCUGGAGAAGAAAUGGGAUACGAUAUUUGUGAUGUCAACGGCCAGCAGCAAACUGGUUUCGCCUUCUUACAGUUCACAAUGAGACGGGGCUCUAGAUGCAGCACCGCCAAGGCAUUUGUACGACCCAUUCAACUUAGAAAAAAUUUUCAUCUCUCUUUGUGGAGCCAUGUAACUCGAGUGCUGAUAGAUCCGGAGAGUAGAAGAGCGUAUGGAGUAGAAUUUAUUAGAGAUGGUCGUAAGGAGGUGGUGCUUGCCAGAAAAGAAGUAAUUCUUUCAGCCGGUGCCAUUAAUAGCCCACAAUUAUUAAUGCUUUCCGGAAUAGGGCCGCGUAUACACCUAGAGCAAUUAGGAAUUCCCGUGAUUGAAGAUUCACCCGGUGUUGGGCAGAAUCUACAGGAUCAUAUAGGUGUUGGCGGACUUGUUUUUCCAAUCGAUUACAAAGUCAGCAUCGUGAUGAAUCGGAUGGUGAAUAUUAAUUCGGCUUUAAGAUAUGCUAUCACCGAGGAUGGCCCGUUAACGUCCAACAUUGGCCUUGAGGCGGUUGGCUUUAUCUCCACCAAGUAUGCUAAUCAGAGCAACGAUUGGCCUGACAUCGAAUUUUUGUUGACAUCAUCAAGUACUAAUUCAGACGGUGGAAGCUACGUGAAAAAUGCUCACUGUUUAACUGAUGAAUUUUAUGAUUACAUGUUUAGUAAAAUCAAUAAUCAUGACGUCUUCGGAGUAUUUCCUAUGAUUCUCAGGCCCAAGUCACGCGGUAACAUAAGACUAAAAUCCAAGAAUCCUUUAGAUUAUCCAUUGCUCUAUCAUAACUAUCUCACUCAUCCAGACGAUGUCGCAGUACUUCGUGAGGGUGUUAAGGCGGCUGUUGCCUUUGGCGAGACUAGUAGUAUGAGAAGAUUUGGUUCAAGAUUUUAUGACAAACCGUUACCCAGUUGUAAGCAUAUUCGUCUCUAUACGGACGAAUACUGGAAUUGUGCACUAAGGCAAUACACCAUGACCAUUUAUCAUAUGAGCUGCACCGCCAAGAUGGGUCCGCCCGAUGAUCCAAUGGCGGUUGUAAAUCCAGAGUUGAAAGUUUACGGAGUCGACGGCUUACGGGUGAUUGACGCAUCUAUCAUGCCGACCAUCACGAGUGGUAAUAUAAACGCGCCUGUCAUUAUGAUCGGUGAGAAGGGCGCUGAUAUGAUAAAGGAAAGGUGGAUGCAACCAUCUUAUUUCAGGAGCGACAAUAUUACCGCCCCUGCCUCUUGA